Molecule: messenger RNA, 1307 nt
Organism: Uloborus diversus
Lineage: Eukaryota; Metazoa; Arthropoda; Arachnida; Araneae; Uloboridae
Gene: Cchl
Product: holocytochrome c-type synthase-like
Exons: 5
Coding region: 57-839 (260 amino acids)
Biological process (GO): cytochrome c-heme linkage
Cellular component (GO): mitochondrion
Molecular function (GO): holocytochrome-c synthase activity
Source: RefSeq, a predicted model, not a curated record
GAAAAUUACGUAAUCUCACAUAAACAUUGCUUCUGCAAGGUAAAAUCGUGUCAAUCAUGGGAGUGGCUCCAUCUUCCGUAAGUGCAAAAUCUGCUGUUUCUGUCAGCAAUACAACUGUUGUUGAAGAAAGUGUUCAGAACAAAAACAGUACAUCAGAAAAAUCAGGAUGUCCUUACAAGCAUGAUCAAGCACCACCUACUACCGCUGUCAGUGAAUGCCCUGUCACUGGAGCUAAAAUUGGGGACGACAUAAAUCCAUAUAACAUGAUGCCUCCCAUGAACCAGAACCCUGCUCCGGAUCAGCCCUUUCCUUUGUCCAAAGACCGGGAGAAGUCCACUAUUCCGAAAGCCGGUGAAGAGAAUGAAGUAUGGGUCUAUCCAUCUCAGCAGAUGUUUUGGAAUGCCAUGCUGAGGAAAGGUUGGCGGUGGAAAGAAUCUGAUCUUUCAUCCAAUGACAUGGCUCAUAUUAUACGCAUUCAUAAUGUGAACAAUGAAGAGGCGUGGAACGAGGUCUUGAAAUGGGAAGCCUUGCAUGCCAAAGAAUGCUGUACUCCAAAAUUGAAGAAGUUUGGUGGAAAAGCACAAGAAUAUUCUCCUAGAGCAAGACUUAGGAAUCUAUUAGGCUACGAGUUGCCGUUUGAUCGCCACGAUUGGAUUGUCGACCGGUGUGGUAAAGAAGUGCGAUACAUCAUUGACUACUAUGAUGGAGGCCAAGUAAAUGUUGAAAAUGGAAAGUUUGCAAUAUUAGACGUACGUCCAGCAUUUGACUCCUUCGGUGCUAUGUGGGAUAGAAUGAAAGUUGCAGUAUGGAGAUGGACAGCAACUGAUUCUGAUUCUUGACAAAUUUAAAAAUUAUACAUAUAGCAUGAUUUGCACAUUUGUAGAUUUAAAAGUAGAUUAACCAAAGAUUUUAUUUGCUAUUAAAUAGUUAUUAUAGCAACAGAAAUAGCGUUAUAUUAUCAAUUUGUUUUAAACUUAGACAAUCUUAUUGAAGUUGACCUAGUAAAUUAUGUUUCUGUCAUGUUAAAGUAUGUUAAAAUGCUCAACUAAAUCUUAAGUGUAUUUGCUUAAUACAUUGUCUUGAUAUUUAUUAAUAUUCUCUCAUUCAUAUCUAAUAUUUUCUUGCCAAGUUAACCAUAAUUUAAAAGUAUAAUAUCACUUAUUAAUUCAAGACAGCCAUUUCUUGAAUGUAUUCAGUACCUGAAUGAAACUAAAUUUCUGUUUUGCAUGGCUCAUUCAUAAAAUUGUCUUUGGAAGAAGAAUGUAUAUUUGUUCAUACUGUAAAUAAAGUUAUAAGUAACAAGCAAA